ACUGUUUGUUGUGUGCAGACUGUCUGUUGUGUGCAGACUGUCUGUUGUGAGCAGACUGUCUGUUGUGUGCAGACUGUCUGUUGUAUGCAGACUGUAUGUUGUGUGCAGACUGUUUGUUGUAUGCAGACUGUUUGUUGUAUGCAGACUGUUUGUUGUGUGCAGACUGUUUGUUGUGUGCAGACUGUUUGUUGUGUGCAGACUGUUUGUUGUAUGCAGACUGUUUGUUGUGUGCAGACUGUUUGUUGUGUGCAGACUGUUUGUUGUAUGCAGACUGUUUGUUGUAUGCAGACUGUUUGUUGUGUGCAGACUGUUUGUUGUGUGCAGACUGUUUGUUGUAUGCAGACUGUUUGUUGUGUGCAGACUGUUUGUUGUAUGCAGACUGUUGUGUGCAGACUGUUUGUUGUGUGCAGACUGUUUGUUCCUUGUAGAUGA
Candidula unifasciata is the source of this 432-nucleotide messenger RNA. NCBI's taxonomy places the organism in Eukaryota, Metazoa, Mollusca, Gastropoda, Stylommatophora, Geomitridae. The record is from the annotation of a GenBank genome assembly.